This is a messenger RNA of Daldinia decipiens, 1908 nucleotides long. RefSeq lists its product as uncharacterized. NCBI's taxonomy places the organism in Eukaryota, Fungi, Ascomycota, Sordariomycetes, Xylariales, Hypoxylaceae. Bases 521 to 1672 code for a protein of 383 amino acids. The transcript has 2 exons. The record is from RefSeq and is a predicted model, not a curated record.
GAUAAGAUACGAUCAACUAAGACAUGCAUGCCCUACGCCAGUACAAUAAUAUAACUUUGAAUAGUGGGAAUUAUUUCUCUUUCGCAAGGCUGUCUCAAUUCUUAUUACGAGAGUACUGCGUUCCCUUUGCCGCCGGGUCUGCCUGCCUCAACCACGGCGCAGUUCAUUGGUCUACAAUCCAUACAAUCCAAUUACGCAAUGAGGCGUUGAGUUUGAGUUGCGUUGGGAGGUUGCGACUGUGCCUUGCCUUGUACCGCACUUCCAUGACUUUGACUUACCUCGCCUGCAAGCCUGAACCUUAUUAGGAGCGCGGCCUCGUUGCACUGCUCCGUUGCAGUCACCCAUCAUCCACUCCCAUUCCUUCUCCCCUUCUUAUUCUCUUCCCCCCUCUAUUUCUUUUCUUCUCAUCUUCAUCUUUUUUUUAUAAUCUGCCUUCCGUACACGGUAUCGAAGACGGAAAGUUACCUAGGUAAUUUACAGGGCAUUUAUGUCCCUACCAAUAGGCAGACGGCUUUAAAACAUGCCUGUUCCCGUUAUGGCUAAGGUCGGCGUUGUCGCCCUUACGGUUGCCGUCGCAGCUGCUGUAGCAGUCUACGAGUCACCUGAACUGCAGCGCAUGGCAAGCGACCUCCGACGUCGAAUUGCCAUCGCACUCCACGCUCUCGGCGAUAGUAUUACACCCGCAGAACGAGAAAACCUUUUCAACAGGCCCGAGGAUGCCGAAGGAUUUUUACGAUCUCGAGGUUUUGGUGCCGAAGGAGAACCGGGUGUUGAUGCUGACGAUGAAACCCGUCGAAGACAACGAGAAGAGAUAAUGUACUGGAAUGCCGUGCGCGAGGAAAAGAAAGAAAAGGAACGCAGAGACCCAGAGAAAACAGACGCUUCGCGCCGGCGGCCUUCGACGAGAGGUUCGAGUUUCGAUGACUUCAUGCAGCAGGAUAACGCCGCCGAGAAGGGUGCCUUUGUUUUUCAAUCGGGAUCAGAGCCUCAAAAUACCGAUGGUCUACUUCGCCGACGUGGAGAAGGGGCUCGAGGUCUCGCCCAGUCUGUCUAUACGAAUCCUUUUACUGAUGAGCACGGAAUCGACGAACACAUUGCUUUCGAGAACAGCUUAGUAGAUCCCGAAAAAGAUGAAAUGGAGUCGGAUAUUUACAGCGCUAGCACACAAUUGGGCGUCAAGAGCGAAACUUCAGAACUUGCUAUUCUAUCACCAACUCCUACUGACGUUAUCCCGCCGUUAAUCAGCAUUGAGAACCAGACGCCGGCUACGCAAGCACAACCUGCCCAAACAUCCGAACGAGAAUUAGGCCCUGACGAAUUCAUGACUGCUGGACAAGAUGACAGAAACGAUGCGUAUAGUUCCAUCCAGGCGUGGGCUCACGACGCUUCAACCGCUAGCUUCUAUUCGCCACUACCAGUAUCACCCGCUGCGCCUCUGUCGGAUGCUGAGUUCUUGAGCGAAGGUGUUUUGACCCCAACAGACUCCGCUUCGCUAGCAGGCUCAGGUGAGGAUGUUGGAGACGAUGCUGUAUCUGCCAGAUCAUGGACUGAGGGCCGACAUUACGAUGUUAUGAGUGAUGACGAGGGCAUGAUGACUCCUGCAAGCUGGACUGAAGUCGGAAGCGUUGUAAGCGAAAGUGACGCUGGCGUAGCGCAUGCAGCACAGCACUAAGGACAUAUCUUUCGUCUAUUGUUUCGCAUAUUCUCAUGGCAUGGCGUAUUUAGGUAAGGGAUUCGGACAUUCAAAGGGUAAUGGAUUCAAUAUGGAGAGAUGGAUUAGGCAUCCUCGAUUAUCGAGCUUUGAUUUGUUUUGAUGAUAGAAAGUUUGGGUUCUAAGAUGUAGUAUUGCGCACUAAAUGGGUAUCUACGGCUCGUCUCAGAUAAAAUGAAAAAAGCAUCCCGCCAACU